Messenger RNA from Rangifer tarandus platyrhynchus (Svalbard reindeer), 510 nucleotides. Lineage: Eukaryota; Metazoa; Chordata; Mammalia; Artiodactyla; Cervidae. The record is from the annotation of a GenBank genome assembly.
AUGCUGGAUGCCGAGGCCGGAGAGGAAGCCGGGGCUCGGGAGUUCGCGGACCCGCCUUCCCUCGAAGCCAGCCUCCUGGGUGCCGGCCGGGCCGGGGCGCAGGUGGCGGCGCGGCCCGCCCGUCCCCGGAAGAACCGGUUCCCGCUGCCCCCGCCCGCGGGCCCGCGCCCCGUUCGGCGGCCCUGCCUCCGAGGGGCCUGUCCGCUCCGCCAGGGCACCGCUGAAGGUCUUCUUCGGACCAACGCCGUCCGCGCCUGCGCGGCCCCACGCCCGUGGCGCCUGCGCGCCCCGAGCCCCGCGCCCCGCGCCGCGGCUGCGCCGGAGAGUCGCUCCGGGGGCGCGCGCCGCGGGCCCGAGGAGGCCCAACACCUUCAACUGUCCGAGUGCGCGCGCGUGCCGCGGGGGCCGGCGCGCGGGGGCGGGCGGGGUGGACGUGAGCGCGCAGGCGCGGCGCCCGCGCCUUUAUCCCCCGAGGGGCCGGCUCUCGCGAGAAGGCGCGGAGCCCACUAG